UAAGACUAUUCACACAACAAUCGCAACCAAUAACACUAAACAAACUUUUUGUAUAUUUUUUAAUACAAAACAUACACGAAGUGACACUCUGAAAAUCAGAGAACUUUUUCAUCAUGAUUAUCAAGUCCACUAAUCAUGAUGAAAAAAUCCUCAAUUCUAAAAUCACUACUUGAUACUACAAUUUUCAUAGUAGAGUUUCAUGUAGGGGUCGUUUGGAAGUUGCGAUUGUUUUGUUGAAAUUGUCAUUAUGCAUGUAUUGUUUACAAUGCAUCGUUUUUUUGUUUUUUAGCGGAAACAAUACAUGAAUUGUUUCUGUGAUGUGACAGAAACUAUCACUUAUUUUGAGUGAUUGUUAUAUCUCGAUUUUUAGUUGUGAUUGUUGAGAUAGUUGAGUUGAGAUUGUUUUGUCUCAGCUUUUAGCUGAUGCGACAUACACAAUCACACAUACCAAGCGUUGUAUUCUACAAUGCAUCAAAGUCGUCAAUACAUGUAUAAUAUUAUACAUGCAUUCUCAACAAUACAUCUAUUUAACAAUCGCAACUUCCAAACGACCCAGUAGUUUCUCAAUUUCUAAAAUAAUUGCUCUCUCCUUGAUUUUUGCUAAACGUAAAUUGGUAUUUACCAGCAUGGAAGAAACUAAUUCUAUUACUAUGUGGUGUGUCAUUGCAUUUUUUAAUUUAUAUUUAAAUUUAUACUUUUUAUCUUUGUUUUUAUCUAUUUCUAACUUCCUCUAAAAUCCUUAAAUUGUGCAAUAGUUUGCGCCCCUUCACUUCAUAGUACAAGGUCGCCUUUGAAAAUCAAUCUUUCGAUCUCUUGGUACUAUUUUAUUAUUUGGAAUUUAAACUGGGCAAGAAAAUUUUUUUAACUCCGAUAUCAAUCCAUGGUGAAUAUAAUGGAGUUCAAUAAAUGGUUUUUGAAGCUAUCGCAACCUAAUUCCAUCUUAAAACGAGGAAUCGUUGAUUGAUUUACGAAAGUAGGUCGGUCUAUUCUUUAUUCAACCUAUUGGAACCGAGAGAGAAGAAGUUUCUAAUUUUGUUCCGUAUUACUUUGAUCGAGUCUAUAACUAUAUUGGAGGUAACCCUAAUUUUGGCAUUUGCUCUCCAGUUGUGAUGGUCCCCUCUCAGCUGAGUUGUUAGCAUAUAGUUGACUUGAAUCAACUACUCUUCACUUCUUUUUGAUUAGUGGCAUGUUGUUCCUAAAAGGAGAGCAUUUAACUUUUAUUUAAGAUUUCCAGGUUUAAGAUUUAGUUUCAAACUAUCUAUAGUUCGUGAGAGGAUUUCAAUGAACUUUUAUACUCUAUCGUUCCUUACAAUCAACUAACCAAUAACAUUUUACCGGGAACUUAUUUAUCAUUAUGAAAAUGGGAUCAAUGAUACUUUUUUUAUAUUUUUCCAAAUGUUCAAUCUAUAUAUUCUUUCUUUAUGUAUCAUCUCAAUCAAAGGAUUGUCAAUAAAAUUAAACGGGUUAAUAUACUUUUAAACGAGGAGACCACCCGUCGUAUAAUGUUAGAUACAAAUUUUGACUUGACUUAUGGGUUCUACGCAAUUCGAGCUAACUCGGCCCAAUCGCUUCGCCUAAAAUGUCGAGGCCUUAGCCCAGUGUCUUUACCGCCGACCACUACCAAAGCCCAACAGAUGUAAUGUGUUCGGCCAACAAAAACCCUAGGUCGGGCUGCUUUCUAUUUAACUCUCCAGAACCCUAAUUCACAGCUUCGUUUUCCCCCCGCAGCAGUCGAAGAUGUCGAAGCGAGGACGAGGAGGAUCCGCUGGUAACAAGUUCAGGAUGUCACUGGGUCUGCCAGUGGCAGCCACGGUCAACUGCGCCGACAACACCGGCGCCAAGAACCUGUACAUCAUCUCCGUGAAGGGGAUCAAGGGUCGUUUGAACCGCUUGCCGUCUGCUUGCGUCGGUGAUAUGGUGAUGGCCACUGUCAAGAAGGGAAAGCCUGAUCUGAGGAAGAAGGUCAUGCCUGCUGUCAUCGUGAGGCAGCGCAAGCCAUGGCGCCGAAAGGAUGGUGUCUUCAUGUACUUCGAGGACAAUGCUGGGGUCAUUGUGAAUCCGAAGGGAGAAAUGAAAGGAUCUGCUAUUACUGGUCCCAUUGGAAAGGAGUGUGCUGAUCUAUGGCCUAGGAUUGCAAGUGCUGCCAAUGCUAUAGUUUAACCGUUUCUUGCUUAUGUUCUUGGUCGAUUUUGGAACCUAGUGUCUUCUUCUAUUUCCGAGCUGUAGGUGUGUUUGUGGAAUUGGGAAUUUGUUUCAAGUCCAAUGAUCAGAAGUACAAUGAAUUUUUGCAUGGGGAAAGAUGUUAAAAGAGUUUUGAUGUUUGAUGUUUGCCUUGUUAAAUGUUCUUUCUUACCUUCAGAUAGUGGUAAUCUGUCAUCUCUUUCCUUUUGUUAUUUGAAUGUCUACUCCAUACAUCAGCCGUUAUUGCUCUCGUGCAAAGAAGCAUUGGUACAUUUCUUCCGUUCUGUGUUGGUUUGGAAGUAUUGAUUACUCAGAAUUGGGCGUAAUCUGCCAUCCCUCUUGCUGAUGAACUCGACAAUCGAUCUAGCAUUGUUCUUUGGCAAAUCUACUCGAACAGGAUUCUCAUUUUAAUUUACGAAUGGCUCUGCAUUGUUGCCUGUAACCCAAUGACAAGGGUGGAGAUUCGAACAAGUUCUUAUGCCCGAUAGUCCGAGACUCUUAUAUGAAGAAGCAGUGUUCUUCUGUGUUGUUUUGCAGGUAUCAAUUACUGGGAAAUUGGCGAUGUGUGUAUAUCGCAACUUGUGCUUCUGCUAAUGAACUUGACCAUCAAUC
Molecule: messenger RNA, 2793 nt
Organism: Linum trigynum
Lineage: Eukaryota; Viridiplantae; Streptophyta; Magnoliopsida; Malpighiales; Linaceae
Source: the annotation of a GenBank genome assembly